Fusarium mangiferae is the source of this 921-nucleotide messenger RNA. RefSeq lists its product as uncharacterized. NCBI's taxonomy places the organism in Eukaryota, Fungi, Ascomycota, Sordariomycetes, Hypocreales, Nectriaceae. The transcript has 4 exons. Bases 1 to 921 code for a protein of 306 amino acids. The record is from RefSeq and is a predicted model, not a curated record. Gene Ontology annotation, molecular function: oxidoreductase activity.
AUGCCCAAUCCAAAGUCAAAGGCCGAUUGCGAGAAUCUGGACACUCUCCCAACGAAAUAUGCAACCCUCCAAUUCUUCGACGCCUCAGAUCCGAAAUGGGCAACCGAGAAACCAUUCUACUCCAACAUUCCCUUCACCCAGACUAAAAUCGCCAACACAAAUGUCAUCAACACAAGUGCACGGGUCCAGAUCUCUGACAUCAGAGGCCAUGAAUCAGAUUUCACACUCGACAAGAAUGGCUUCCAAUUGGUAAACUGGAAGCACAAGUUCUCUGAUGUUGGGCCUUCGUUUCAAGAAGAAGGGUAUCCUGCAGUGGUCAAGUUUAUGAAGGAAGUUCUUGGGAGCCAUGUCAAAGUUUGUGUAUUUGAUCAUAUUGUCCGUCAGAGUCAACCGCGAGGCUCUUCACCUGAAGAUGAGAAAGGGUACAUCGGCAGACCCAGCAAGGUCGCUCACAAUGGUAUGUUCCAAUACCGUAAUGCCCGACUCAACUCACGUACAGACCAAACCUAUGAAGGGACAAUCGCAAAGAUUAAUCACGACUUUGGCUCCCAAGCCCCAUCGAUCCUCUCUCAGCGCUUCCGAAUAAUAAAUGUCUGGAAACCCCUCAAACCCGUCCGCCAAUACCCCCUCACACUCUGUGAUUACCGUACAUGUGAUGAAAGGGACGGCCAUCGAAGUGAUUUGGUCUACCCCCACGUUGUGAGUGAGAAUAUUAUUUUCUCUUACUCAAAGGAUCAGAAGUGGUACUACGUUAGUGGCCAAUCUGAUGAAGAGGUUUGGCUGAUCAAGACGAUGGAUUCGCUGGCGAGGAGUGAGGAUGUUGCCAUGUACACGCCGCAUACUUCGUUCUUUGAUGAGGACCCUGCUGUUGCGGAGGAGAUACGGGAAAGCAUCGAGCUCAGGGUAUAUGUGAUUGGAUAG